Molecule: messenger RNA, 951 nt
Organism: Botrytis fragariae
Lineage: Eukaryota; Fungi; Ascomycota; Leotiomycetes; Helotiales; Sclerotiniaceae
Product: putative rna recognition domain-containing protein
Exons: 4
Coding region: 1-951 (316 amino acids)
Biological process (GO): positive regulation of mRNA splicing, via spliceosome
Cellular component (GO): spliceosomal complex
Molecular function (GO): RNA binding
Source: RefSeq, a predicted model, not a curated record
AUGACUUCCACUAUGGAUUAUGAGAACGAGAACGGCACUCGUUACGAAGAUGAGGCUCCUCGUUACGAGCGUGAUCGCAGCGCAUCUCCUCGUCCAACCCGUCGCAAUGACAGCCCACGUGGAGGACCUCGCCGAUCUGCUUCCCCAGACAGAAACGGUCGUGCCGAUGAGCGUAGCAGCGGACCUAAGAAUGAUCGCGGACCAGGACCACAAGAUGAUGGUGCUGUCAACCCAGGCUCUAACCUUUUCGUCACUGGUAUUCACCCACGUCUUCUCGAAGAAGAGGUUUCUCGUCUUUUCGAGAAGUAUGGUGAUGUUGAGAAGUGCCAAAUUAUGCGCGACCCUCACACCCGUGAAUCUCGUGGCUUUGGUUUCGUCAAGAUGAUCACUUCUGAUCAAGCUGAUGCUGCCAAGGAAGGCCUUCAAGGUGAGGUCAUCGAAGGCCGCACUUUGAGCAUUGAAAAGGCUCGUCGUGCUCGUCCUCGUACCCCAACCCCUGGCAAGUACUUUGGACCACCAAAGAGAGAGGAUCCUCGUGGACCUCCCCGUGGCGGAUGGGGUGGAGACCGUUACGAUGAUCGUCGCCGUGGAGGUGGAUACCGCUAUGAACCAUAUGGUGGUGGACGCUAUGGUGGUAGAGACGACCGAGACCGAGGUUACAGCCGCCGUGAUCGUGACGACUACAACGACGCUCCCCGUGGAAUUGAUCGUUACGCCGGACCCCGCGAUGGUGGUGACCGUUACAGCCGCUCUGGUGAUGACCGCCGUGGAGGUGGAGGAGGAUACGAGAACCGUGAUCGAGGAUACGACAGAGGUGGUCGUGAUGAUAGACCAGCUCGAGACCCGGCUCCCGCUGCUGCCUAUGGUGAUCAAGCUCCUCGUGGAGAUGCUCGAGAGCCAUAUGGAGGUAGAGCCUACGAUGAUGAUAGACACUCCCGUCGUGAAUAUUAA